Anopheles nili is the source of this 1044-nucleotide messenger RNA. RefSeq names its product DNA-binding protein D-ETS-6-like. Lineage: Eukaryota; Metazoa; Arthropoda; Insecta; Diptera; Culicidae. Gene Ontology annotation, biological process: cell differentiation; regulation of transcription by RNA polymerase II. The record is from RefSeq and is a predicted model, not a curated record. Gene Ontology annotation, molecular function: DNA-binding transcription factor activity, RNA polymerase II-specific; sequence-specific DNA binding. The coding region runs from base 1 to 1044 and encodes 347 amino acids. The transcript has 5 exons. Gene Ontology annotation, cellular component: nucleus.
AUGCAACAAGAUGAAACGGACUUGUAUGCAAAAGGUGCUUACAAAGGUGAUUCACCGGACAGCGAUGAGGAUAGUGAACAAAUUUACGUACCGAAUGAUCCACAUCAGUGGCAGUCAGAGCAUGUGAUCGCAUGGAUUUCGUGGGUUUCAAACAAAUUCGACAUUUUCCCGCCCCUCGAACCUGCACGCUUUCCACAAACAGGCCAAGAGAUCGCGCAAUUCUCGAAAGCGGACUUUUGGGUGUGCGCUGGUAGCAAAAUCGGCGGCAACACGCUGUCCAAACAUUUUGCCCAUCUCAUCCAACGAAGCAAUCGAUGCGUAGAUAGUCACGCGCUUGAAACCGACAUAGACCCAGAGCCGUAUCAACUACUUAAUGCUGCAUCUCACAGAUUGGUUUCACAAGGAGGACAAAUCCAGUUAUGGCAGUUUCUUUUGGAACAACUUGCCGAUUCCACAAACACACCAUGUAUCUCUUGGGAAGGAACAAACGGUGAAUUUAAGCUAUCAGACCCGGAUGAAGUUGCCCGCCGGUGGGGAGAGCGCAAAGCCAAGCCGAACAUGAACUACGACAAGCUUAGCCGAGCCCUCAGAUACUACUACGAUAAGAAUAUUAUGACGAAAGUGCAAGGCAAGCGGUACACGUACAAAUUUGAUUUCCACGGUUUGAUGGCGGCCUGCCAGGCACAGGCACAGCUUACGGACACCGGUGGCAGUGCAAGUCUUCUCUCCGGUUGUGGUUCCUACGGCUCCAGUCCAGGAUCGUCAACGUCCUCGAUGAAAUCUCCGGUACCCAUGCAUUCGGCUAAUUCUAGCCCCACGCAGGUUCAAUACUCCGUUACAGGCCCAACGACCGUUAGUCAUCCUGCAGCUGCUUCGAGCUCUCCAAUUUACUCAAAUCCAUCGAUACCGACCAACCAUCCUACCUCGGUCAGCAUAUCUGCAACUGCAUCUUCCACGCAAUCCAACACAAACCUUCCUUCCAUUGCGUCCAGCUCCACUGAAUCGGUUUCUUUCUCGGACGCAGUAUCCUCGCAUUUGCGCUAG